UAUAAACAAAAACCUCUUAAACCUUCGGUCUCCAGCCUACCCACCACAGAACUAAACAAGAUCCAACCCAGCUAACCAGUUAACUUAGCCAAUGUUAGUUUACCUUUGUAGGUGGACUAACAUUAAGCUAGCCAGUUAAAUCUUUGUUAAUAUAGGCUAAAUACAAACCGACCUCAUCAAUCCUGAGUAGCAAUGGCAUACAUCAGGACAUACAGCUCACGUGUUCAUAUUGGGAACUGGACAGAAGAUGUUGCUCUUGAGGAGGAUACUCUGAAGGACUUCUUGGACAGGCGGGAGAGAGGAGAACUUACCAUUCAGAAAACAGGUCUUCUCAAACAAAAUAUCCUAAAAAAGGUUGAUUUGUCAGUGUCAACUGAUGGAUGGUUGCACUUUGGGGACACAGUCAUGCUGGUCAACCCUGGGUCUGAAAGACGCCACAGUGCUUCUCACCAGCAGAAGACACCGCAAGAUCCUGCUGCCAUUGGGAUAAAUGCUGAUGUAAGCGGACUUAGUGCAAACUCUUCCAUAGGGGCUCCGUGUGCUGUCAGUGGAACCAGGACCUUUGAACCAUCUGCUAGGACCGCCUUUGUAAUCACAAGUGUGGAUGGAAGUCCAGUGGGUGAGACUCUGAAGUACAAUCAACGUUUUGCUCUGCGAACAACAAACGGGUUUGCAGGAGGGUUGUGGCUGGAGAGCGAUCUUAAGACUCCCCUGAAGUAUGCCAAGAUGUCACGCCUACAGGAGGUUAGCCUCACAGAUGAGCCCUCAUUCCUGAGCUGUUGGAAUGUUGUGUACUUCGAUCCGCAGGAGCGUCUAGAGUAUGAGGGUCUGCCUGUACCUGUGAAUACAAAAGUGCUUAUUGCUCAUUGCAAGACAAACCACUGCUUGGGUGUCCUUGGAAAUUAUGUUUUAUGGACAUCGUUUGGAAAAGAAUAUGAAGUGGUGGCUCAAACGUUUCUGGACUCCCAUAAGGCUGAAUGUGAUGUUAAUCACUGGCUAUUUGUUACUGCCAACCCUGGAAUGGAGAGCCAGGCAAUUCUGGACAGGCCUGACCCAAUGGCAAACACCACAGCCACUGAGAACCUGGAGAAUCAAUUUACUGAGUCAAGUGAUAAUAGAUUAGCUGAUAAAAAACAGGACAUGUAAUUUAAUGAAAUGUAUGUAGCCUAGAGGUACUGAAUAGUCUUAACAGCCAAUGAUAUGGCUAUAUUGUAUGUGAAACUUAGGCUGUCUAUAUACUAUCUAUAUUAAAAACAUACUGCUAUAUAUUUAAACUAUGCUUAAAAUUUUACAUACAUUCACAUAAGGUCCAUUUUUUAAUACGUUCAUCUGAUUAUGCUUACAUCUUUGAAUAUAGCACAUAUUUCUCAGCAUCUAGUGUUGCUUUCCUUUUAGAGGAAACCUUGGCUGGCUGUAAAAUGCAGUUGUAGUAAUUUAUGUAACCACUAGAGGCUGACAAAGGCUUACAUUCAAAAGGCAUUAUCCACAUGGUUUCAGUAAAUCUGAGAGUGGUGAACUACUUAUUGGCACAAUGAGCAGCACCUGAUAUUCUCACUAAAGGGGGGGGGGGGGGGUUACCACCUAUAAAUGGUAUGAUAUGUGUCAAUAAAAAAAAAAAAUAAUAAUUAUGGUCAAAUGAUGUGAUGCGUUCCAAUUUAAGUCAUUUGUCUUGGAACUAAUCUUGUUUCUUGGCCAAAAAACACAAUAUUAAUUGAACACAAAUGGAUACAACCGAGCAAGGCAUUAAUAUGUGCUUGGGUGAAGCCAAAACUAAAUUUUUUGCAUUGACCCUAGAUGGAAGAUUAACUCUAUAAGACUAAUACUUGUUAUAUAGUCAAAUGUGUUUACCAAAAAAAAUGCCCUUCUUGAUUAUAAAGUCACUAACUCGGUUAUCAUGUUAAUUGCUAUACUUGUACCGUGCAGUACAUGCUCUUGCUAUCUCAGGUUAUA
Molecule: messenger RNA, 1950 nt
Organism: Anguilla rostrata (American eel)
Lineage: Eukaryota; Metazoa; Chordata; Actinopteri; Anguilliformes; Anguillidae
Gene: cfap161
Product: cilia and flagella associated protein 161
Exons: 7
Coding region: 193-1146 (317 amino acids)
Biological process (GO): cilium assembly
Cellular component (GO): motile cilium
Source: RefSeq, a predicted model, not a curated record